AUGCCAACCGUGACGAAUAUUACUGGCGGUCAAAUAUACCCAACUGCAAUGACGUCAGACCAAGAGUCGUGUUCUGAUGAAGAGCCUGACAGUGAGAUGCUGAGUGAUGACCUCUGCCUGCCGGACAGUGAUGAUGACAGGCAAUGCUUGAAGAAUUCACAGAAUCUUCCAGAAGAAUUACCUUUAAACUCCUGUCUCCUGCUGCCCCCACGGAACAUUUCUACCAACAGCAGAGAGCGAUGGAGACAGCAGAAUGUCAGCGGAGCGUUUGCAGAGCUAAGGCGACUUGUCCCGACCUAUCCGCAUGACAAGAAGUUAUCUAAAAAUGAGAUACUGAGGAUGGCUAUAAGGUACAUAGGCCUCCUCUGCGAAGUGAUAGAGUGGCAGAAGAAUCACGGUCUACUAACGAAUAAGGAGAACGCUGGUCUCGCAGUCAAGUGUGAAGCCCCAGCAAGCCCCCUAGCAUGCAGACUCCUCAAACGUAACAUUGACAUACACAGACCUGAGGAUUACGAUUUCUUCAAAUAUGGCAACGAAGAAAAUGAAUUUAGAAGGAGAUUCAACAAGAACGACUUCUUGUAUGGCAAAGAUUUGAAGUUGUUGCGAAAUAAGUACUAUUUCACAUCGCGGUGGCGACAAAUGCCCUUCAGAAACCUUACAGGGGACAAAAAUGGGAAUAAUUUGCUAAUGAUUGCUCCAGGAAGUAAGGAUGAGGAGAAGAAGGAUAAACAUGAUAGUAAAGACGGGAGUAAGAGUUAG
This is a messenger RNA of Leptosia nina, 759 nucleotides long. NCBI's taxonomy places the organism in Eukaryota, Metazoa, Arthropoda, Insecta, Lepidoptera, Pieridae. The record is from the annotation of a GenBank genome assembly.